Messenger RNA from Rotaria socialis, 240 nucleotides. Lineage: Eukaryota; Metazoa; Rotifera; Eurotatoria; Philodinida; Philodinidae. The record is from the annotation of a GenBank genome assembly.
AUGGAUAUCGAAAAGAACUUUUAUUAUCAAAGAUUCGAUUUAAUAUCAAUUGGAAAUAAUUGUGUAAUUACAAUAUUUCAUCUAUUUGCUAGUAUUCUUUUAUUGCUGUAUGCUUUGACAAGUCUGUGGUAUUUACAACAAAUGUGGUGUCCAGUUGAACAUACUUAUGAAAUGAGUUUAGUGACACAAAAAUUUACUUAUUCCAUUCGAUCUUUACUUUUGUUGUUUUAUUUACAAUAA